CCACACACACACACACACACACACACGUAUAUUAUAUAGUCACUUAGUAUCUUAGGUUAGUAGUAAACGAAUAAAGCAGCAAGUUGGUUUAUGAACAGAACUAAAUUGUUAAAAGAUGUUCUGUAUAAGAUUAACAAGGCAGUUUAAAUUGUCAAGGGUAAGGCAAUUACAUUCAACUGUCAAUGUAAAAAAUGAAAAUAAAGUUGUUAGUGAAACAUCUAAAACUGCCGAAACAUCACAAUCUACAGUUAACAAGGAAAAGGUUGACUUUGUAACAGAGUAUAUAAAAAAAUUUUGCUUAGGACCACCUAUGCAUGCUGUAUCUUCUAUGGACAAAAGAAUAUUAGUUUGGGUCAAAAGAUUUCCCAGUAUUGAUCAGGUACCAGAUUAUGUCUCUUAUCAAUGUAUACAACAUGCACAUACUAAGGCAAGAAUUCGUGUAUGUUUUAUCAUGUUCUUUCUUGGAAUAGUUAUCUGUGUUGCAGCCGUAGUGGCUGGAAAAAGAGAAGCUGCUAGUGGAAAAAGUAUAGCAACAGAGAGAGUGAAAUGGUACAUGGAGAUAAAGAAAAAAGCUGAGGAAGAAAAAAAAAAUGCUGAAAAUGUACAGUAAUGUUUCAUUUGGUAAUAUACAAUGAUCAAAUUUUUUCUUAGUAAUAUUUGGAAUAUUUUCUUAAUCAGCUGUUUUCCUCUUUUAUCAUUUUCUAAUGUUAUUUGUUCUAAUGUUACAAAAAAUAGUUUGAUGCGAUAGAUAUUGCUUCAGUAAUACGAUUCAAGAUGUGUAAAUUACGUGUAACAAGUAUCACAUUAUACUUUAAUAAUUUAAUAUAUUUUUGUAAUAAAUGCAAAUUAGAUCAUGUAAUUUUAAAAUGUUGAAACUUCAUACUCUAUGUAAAGAUAUUAUAUUAAAUGAAGGAAGUUUAUGAAGGAAAUUUUAAAGUUCCUCUAUUCAAUAUACAUAACCUGUGUACAAAAAUGACAACAAAUAAACAAGAUAUAAUUGUACUACA
Molecule: messenger RNA, 1007 nt
Organism: Frieseomelitta varia
Lineage: Eukaryota; Metazoa; Arthropoda; Insecta; Hymenoptera; Apidae
Product: UPF0389 protein CG9231
Exons: 4
Coding region: 116-610 (164 amino acids)
Source: RefSeq, a predicted model, not a curated record